Molecule: messenger RNA, 2508 nt
Organism: Glarea lozoyensis ATCC 20868
Lineage: Eukaryota; Fungi; Ascomycota; Leotiomycetes; Helotiales; Helotiaceae
Product: ClpP/crotonase
Exons: 5
Coding region: 1-2508 (835 amino acids)
Biological process (GO): fungal-type cell wall (1->3)-beta-D-glucan biosynthetic process
Cellular component (GO): fungal-type cell wall; cytoplasm
Molecular function (GO): 1,3-beta-glucanosyltransferase activity
Source: RefSeq, a predicted model, not a curated record
AUGAAGUCAACGAUUCUGGCCUACGCUGCCAUUUCCCUUUUGACCACGGUCACAGCUAAAGGCACGCCGCUUCUCGCCGCUCGUGCAUCGACCACAGUUACACCAGUCACGGUCACCGGAAAUGCAUUCUACCAAGGCUCCGACCGCUUCUAUAUUCGAGGUGUGGCAUAUCAGCCAGGCGGUGGCACUGGAGCUGUCACCGAUCCUAUUGCGGAUGCAACAAGCUGCAAACGGGACAUUGUUUACUUCAAAAAGCUCGGUAUCAACACCAUCAGAGUCUACGCUGUCGACAACACAGCAGACCACGAUGAAUGUAUGAACGCUCUAGCCGAAGCAGGAAUCUAUCUCAUUCUUGACACCGACACCCCGAAAUACUCAAUCAACCGAGCGGACCCAGUUCCAUCCUAUAACAGUGUCUAUCUCCAGAGCGUCUUCGCAACCAUUGACAUGUUUGCCAAUUACACCAAUACUCUUGCCUUUCUUUCUGGUAACGAGGUCAUCAACAACGCCACCAAUACGAAUUGCGCUCCGUAUGUAAAAGCAGUCACUCGCGACAUGAAGGAGUAUAUCAAGAGCAGAAGUUACAGAACCAUUCCGGUUGGAUAUUCCGCUGCAGACGUCGCGGAGAACCAACAGCUGAUGGCCGAGUACAUGAACUGUGGAACCGACGAGCAACGCAGCGAUUUCUACGCCAUCAACGACUAUUCCUGGUGUGAUCCGUCCUCGUAUACAAUUUCAGGCUGGGAUCAAUUGGUCAAAAAUUACACUGGAUAUGGGAUCCCUUUAUUUAUGUCCGAAUACGGAUGUAUUACCAAUACAAGAACCUUCGGUGAGGUUGCUGCCCUCUACUCGGAUGAGAUGACGGCAGUUUUCUCCGGCGGUCUUGUCUACGAGUACUCAAACGAGGGCAACGGGUAUGGUCUGGUCAAUAUCUCCUCAUCGACAACGGUGGUUCCCACAGAGCAAUUUACAUACCUCGAAACUGCAUUCGCCAAUACCACGAACCCAACAGGCGACGGCGAUGCUUCCACCAGUAACUCUAGUUCAACUUGCCCAUCGCAAAGCGACCAAUGGGAUGUCACUACGGAUACCCUUCCUGUGAUUCCCAGUGCUGCUGCGAAAUUCAUGACGACUGGGGCUGGGACUGGGCCAGGUUUGGAUGGCGCUGGUAGUCAAACUUCUGGCGACGCGGAAACUGAAAGCGGUGGAAGCGCAACAGCUAGCUCCAGUACAUCUUCGGAUACUGCAUCGGCAUCAAGCACGAAGAAGAGCGAUGCGGGAGUGCAGGUUCCUCCGGUCAUGUUGAAAAGUUUGUCCCCUAUAGGAGUCGUCUUUGUCGCCAUGUUAGGAGGUAUGGCUGUUUUCUGGAGGCCCACAUCCCCGGAUUCUUGGCAUCUUCCCCCUGUCAACCGAGCCGAGACCCUCGGCUGCCCCGCCUCAGAGCUUCAAAAUCCGAUUCAUCCUCCUCCAUCCUCUCUCAUCGAAACUCAUGUAAAACCUACCACAACAAUACCAGUUCAAAUUCCAAAGCAUAUCUUUGUCGGCUUCAAACUAAUGACCCUUAGCAAUCCAGCCUUUUCAUCCUACACCAUUCAAAAAAUCCCAAUUCCCGUCCUCUUCCUCAGCAGCCUCUCACACUCAAAACCCAACAAGCCAACCCCAUCAACACCCUCACCCACUUCCACCAUGUCCUCUCAGAAAUUCACAGCCCCACCCCCCUCCCUCCCCUCAGAACUUCAAAUCUCCUUCCCGGCCCCAAAAAUCUUACUCAUCACCCUCAACCGGGCCGCUCAACUCAACGCCAUCUCCACAGCCAUGCACUACGCCCUCGACAAUCUCUUCACCUGGUUCGACAGCCAGCCGUCUUUGAUGGUCGCCGUGAUCACCGGCUCCGGACGUGCCUUCUGCGCCGGUGCGGAUCUGAAGGAAUGGAAUGAGGGAGGGCGGGGAGGGAUGCCUGCGGGUGGGUUCGGCGGGUUGAGUAGGAGGGGUGGGAAGAAACCGGUGCUGGCGGCGGUUAAUGGGAUUUGUUUUGGGGGUGGGUGUGAGAUGAUUGUUAAUGCGGAUAUGGUGAUUGCGAGUGAGAAGGCGCAGUUUGCGUUGCCUGAGGUCACAAUCGGAGUAACUGCUCUCGCAGGCGCUCUCCCCCGCCUCAUUCGCACCGUAGGCCGUCAACGAGCUACCGAAAUGGCACUGACAGGCCGACGCCUCUCCGCGUCAGAAGCGAAAGAAUGGGGCCUAGUCAACGCAGUCAUCCCCGGUUCAUCUGAAGACUUACUUAAAGAAGCGCUGAAAGUCGCAGAGACCAUUGCAUCCCAUAGUCCUGAUUCCAUCAUUGUCACGCGUGAGGGAUUGAAGAUUGGCUGGGAGGGUGUGGGUGCCGAAGAGGGAACACAGAUUUGGGCUGAUACGUGGUAUUCUAAGAUGAAUGGGGGGGAGAAUAUGAAGGAGGGCGUGAGGUCUUUUGUGGAGAGGAGGAAGCCGAGGUGGGUGGAGAGUAAGUUGUAG